AUGAACCCUGCGUAUCUCGACGCUGAAUGCGCCGACUGCGGGCACUUCGAGCUCAACCGCAAGUGUCGUUGGCUCGCUGAGAUAACGUCGGCUGCUUCUAUAACCACGACCACUGCGCCUGUGACCAAGAACUCGACUACUGAGAUCACAACUACUGCGCCUGGGACCACGACUGCUCCGCCUGCGAAUACGACUGCUACACCUGCGACUACGACUGUGCCUACGAACAUGACGACUGCGCCUGCGACCACGGCUACUGCGCCUGCACCAGUGACCGCGACAACCGCGCCUGUGACUACGAUAGCCCCAUUUGCGACUGCGACUACUCCGCAUACGUUCACAGCAUCGGCACUUGUGACCACGACUGCUGAGCCUGUGAUCAUGAGGACUGUCCCUGUGUCCACGAACGCGAUUCCUGAGAUCACGACUAUAGCGAUCGUGACCACGAUGGCUUCGCCUGCGACAGCACCUACUGAUUAUGCGAUCACAACAUUGGCCCCAGUGACCACGACUGCACCGCCUACGAAAACGACGACUACUUCUGUGACCGCGGCUGCUGCGACUGCGACUACUGCACCAGUGACCGCGACAACUGCGCCAGCGUCCACGACUACUCCACCUACCACCUUGACUGUUCCGCCUGCGACCACGGCUACUGCGUUAGUGACCACGAAUGCUCCGCAUGAGAGCGCGACUGCUGCGCCGGCGACCACGACGACUGUGCUAGGGACCAUGAAUGCUCCUCCUGACAGCACGAACGCGACCCCUGAGAUCAUGACGACUGCGCCCGUGGCCACGAUUGCCCCGCCUGCGACCGCGAUUACUGCACUUGCGAUCACAACAUCGGCACCAAUGAUCACAGCUGCUCCGCCUGCAACUACGACUGAUGCACCUGCGAACACGACGACUGCACCUGUAAACGCAGCUGCUGCGCCUGCGGCCACGAUUGCUGGACCAGUGACCGUGACAACUGCGCCAGCGACCCCGACUACUGCACCUGCGAUUACGACUACUGCACAUCUGACCACAACCGCUCCUCAUGUGACCGCGGCUGCUGCGCCUGUGCUUGCGACUGCUGUACCAGUGACCGCGAUAACUGCGCUAGCGACCACGACUACUCCACCUACCACCAUGACUGCCACGCCAACGACCGCGGCUACUGCGCCAGUGACCACGAUUGCUCCGCCUGAGAGCACUACCACUGCGCCAGAGACCACGACAACUGCACCCGUGAAUGCGAUUGAUGCGUCUGAACCUUCGACUGUUGCGCAUGUGACCACGUCUUCUGCUCCUUGCACGGUGAAGACUAUGCCGGAAAUCACGACUCCUACGACUGUGACGAUGCGGCUACGCUUGACAGCAUGCAUGAUCACUUUACGUGUACAAAACACUUCCUAA
Aphanomyces invadans is the source of this 1398-nucleotide messenger RNA. RefSeq lists its product as hypothetical. The record is from RefSeq and is a predicted model, not a curated record. The transcript has a single exon. The coding region runs from base 1 to 1398 and encodes 465 amino acids. NCBI's taxonomy places the organism in Eukaryota, Oomycota, Saprolegniomycetes, Saprolegniales, Verrucalvaceae.